GAAUACUGACUCCGGCCGACGGCGAGUGCCGGGGCUAAUAGGAAUGGAGGUAAUUGCCUCUUCUGCUUACCCCGCAUUCAUUUCCAUUUCUCUUCCCCAGUCCCACCAUCGUCGCCGCCAUCGAGCUCGCUGUUGCUUGACAACGUGCACGACGAUGAAGACGAUUCACAAACGACUGUACACAGUCCUCCCCCGCGCACCAACCGCCGUUGCUGCCGCGACCUCCUCUGCACCUCGAGUGCGCUCAAACUCCGUAUCCUCGUCCUCUUCAGUCUCAUCGGUAUCCUCUUCUUCUUCAGUAUCGUCCUCUAGAGGGCUGCAUACAUCUGCGGCUUUUCCGUUCUUUGACUCUCCACCCAGUCCGCAUACUUCUGGCGCUCGUCCGCCGUCCUCUAACCUCGUUACCCCGCGUCAAGCAAAGGCAGAGGUAGAGACUCAUGCUCCCUAUUCACAACACCAAACAAGCAACGGCCAUGGUAGUGGUAAUGGGGGCAACAAUCACCCACCGACUUCACAGUCGCAUUCAAAUCCACCGCCAUAUCCGUUAGCUUUCACCACCGCUCAGUCAGACGCUUCGUCUUCGUUUUAUCCAAAUGCCGCUGCUGCACAUCACAACAUCUUCUUCCCCUACCCUUCAUUUGGUCCUAUCUCUUCAAUUGACACCAGUCCGAACGACCUGGUGGAAUCUACAUACUCGCCAGCAAAGCAAGGGACGCGUUACCACCUCGAUGUCGGUGCAUACGGUAUUCCAAAGCGUUCGAGAGGCGGUGAUGUACGGAUAGCUGGGUGUGAUGGCAGGGGUGGACUGCCGUUCGGUAUGAGCAGCAGUUCAAUGGGAAAAGAGCGAUACACGUCUGUUUUAGUUGGCGAAGAUGCGUAUUUCGUAAAGGAUAACGCGAUGGGUGUCGCGGACGGAGUAGGUGGCUGGUCAAGACACAAGCAAGGCAAACUUGACGAAUCGACGCCUAGUGCGUUAUUUGCCCAACGGCUAAUGCAUUAUUGCUCCGAGGAAAUGGAUUCGGCCAGCUCGUCCACCACUGCAGAGUGUCCCUCACUGGAGGAGGAACUGGAAGAGGAGCUCGAAGAUUCAUUAGAAGAUCUGACAGAGGGCCUCGACGUGCUCAUGAUCCUCGAGAAAGCAUACGAGAAAACGAUGAAGGCGCACGUCAAGACUCCAGAUUUGCAUACGGCAUCCGACGGUCAGAAGCCAAUGGCUUCUUCGCAUUCUUGUGACUCCUCUGCCUCUCAUACUUCUCCCACUACUUCCACAACCCAUUCAUCUCCGUCGCCUGCUUCGGCAUCUCAAGUACCAACGCCCAUAAUGGAAGGUUCUGCAACGGCCCUUCUAGCUAUUCUAGAUCACGCACCAGCGCCACCUAUGUCUGACAAGGUGCAACCAUCACCACCUCCGUCAUCAUUCUUCUUUCCACGACCUCGUGUAUUGCCUAUGACGUUUAACGGUGAGCCUGAGAAGUUAAACCAUACGUCUGGGCACGUACGGGCAGUUAUCAGGAUAGCUCACCUUGGAGAUUGCAUGGGAAUGUUGAUCCGAGGAGAAGAGAUUGUGUGGAGGACUGAGGAGAUGUGGUGGAACUUUAAUACGCCUCUACAGCUCGGUCCCGCGUCCCGCACGACUCCCCGUGACGCAAAGGUCUUCACUAUUCCAGUGCAAGAGGACGAUAUCCUCCUACUUGCCAGUGAUGGACUUAGCGAUAACUUGUGGGACGAGGACGUUUUGGAUGAAGUAGUCCGUUUCCGUCGGAGCUUCAUGGGUAAUUCUUCCGGAAGCUCAACAACUUCAGGCGAGCGUAUCGUUGGCAGACGGACACUAGCAGGUAUGCUAAGUGAAGCUCUUUGCUCGAGGGCACGCAGUGUUUCAGAACGUCAAGGACACAGGCGGCACCGACCGAGGAGACCUAUAUCGAAGUCUUCUCCAGUGGCGCCAACGCUGUUCGGCAUAAACGGUAUGAAACUCACGACUAGUGCACUUCCAGAGACUGUCGUGGAAUCCGAGGAAGAGGAUGAAGUGCCAUUUGCCAGAAGGGCGCGAGAGGAAGGCAAGGUGUUCAGUGGUGGCAAGAUGGAUGCCAUAGACAUAUCUGUCCUCAUCGCUGUCGUAUCCCCAGCCGAAUCCCCCGACAUCACAACCUCAUCAUGACCCUCUUUCCUUACCCCAUCUCUCUCUAAGUUUUAUACCACAACAAAAACGACAAGAAAGUCCUCGUUAGGAGGACACGUCUUCUUGGUUCCUUCUUUUCCAAGUAUCUGUAUUCCAUGGUCCGUCCUUCACUGAUGCCUCUUCCUUUGCAACAUAUGUACCACCAUCAUCCUACAUUGCCACAACGCAUACACUAUCUGUUUUUGUUUCUUGCUCUCCGACCUCGGACAUGUUCUUCUAUAUGUACAUACUCAUUUACAGUCGCUGGAAUGUACUUCUAGAUGCUCGUCUGCCGAUGCGAUUGUUUACCGGGUCAUGGAGGUUAGUGAAGUCAAUCGAAGAGAAUAAUUCAUCUUACAUAAG
Molecule: messenger RNA, 2521 nt
Organism: Somion occarium
Lineage: Eukaryota; Fungi; Basidiomycota; Agaricomycetes; Polyporales; Cerrenaceae
Source: the annotation of a GenBank genome assembly